CAUUCGAUUUUAUUCUAUUAUCACUCAGCGAUAAAAUAAUAUUUUAGUUAGAACGAAUAACACUUGAUCGAAGAAAAUAAUGCACUUUUUGCGAAAAUGUUCAAUAUUAUUUCGUAAUAGUAUGUAUUUACAAAAGAGAUCUUUAACAACAAUAAAGUCAUGGAGUUUCGAUACUGAUCCUUUCGGAUCCCUAAGUUUGUUUAGUAAGAGAUUCGCUGAUGUUUAUAUAAGGACUUUAGAUCCUCAAGCUUUUCCGCAAAUGAACAAAGUUUUUAUCGAUGUUGUAUCCGCUAAUGAUAUGAAAGAACUGAAAAACCGAGAACUCGAUUUAAAUGUAUCUAUGAAUAGCAAAUUCCGGCUGAACAUAUCGACCGAAAGUGAAAUGGAAGACAAUUUUAAGAUAUUAAUACGAAUGCCAAUAAAAUUCGAAAUUGAGGCGUCAAUUUGUGGAAAUAAAAAAAUUGAAAUAGCUGAUAUAGAAAAUUACUUAGUUCAGGUUACAACAGAAGAUGGAGAUUGCCUACUAAAAAAUAUAAAAACAGCCGAUUUGAGCUUAUCCAGUAUUCGGGGUAACAUCCAUUGUUUUGGAAGCUUAUUAGCAGCAUCAAAGAUUCAGACAAAAAGUGGUGAUGUAACUAUAGGGAAAUGCUUGGGUCCUCAACUAAACAUUAAAGGAGAAACGGGAAAAAUUUCUAUUAGUUCUCUCUAUUCAGAAAAAUCUUCAAUCAAUUCACAGAGUGGUGACAUUCAAAUUAAACAUUGUCACAAAGAUUGUUCUAUUACUAGUAAGGGGGGCUCGAUCCAAAUUGGUUGCCUCUCCGGAAACUUAAAAUGUAAAUCAGAAGGCGGAAAUUUAGAUUUAUACGUAGAGAAUACGACAGAGAGCGAAUUAGCUCUUGUUGGGGGGCAUGCUAACCUAAAAUUAUCUGAAAAAUUAAAGUCGAUAUUGGAUCUCGAGGCAAAAGACAUCAACAUGACCGAAAAUAUUCCCUUCAUACCUCUAGAGCAGAAUGUCUCCCACCCUAAAGUUGUAGGAGUAAUCACUGAUGAAGAGAAUAUAAAAGAUGAUCAUUUUGUUCCUAAGGACGUAAAAAUACCGAAGAGUAUUAUUAAAGCACACUCGGCCUCAGGAACUAUUUCAGUUUCUAUUCAAAAUUGGUUUCAGUCUUUGCAAUUGAGUAUGCUAGAGAAGAAACAAGACGAUUGA
Dimorphilus gyrociliatus is the source of this 1207-nucleotide messenger RNA. The record is from the annotation of a GenBank genome assembly. Lineage: Eukaryota; Metazoa; Annelida; Polychaeta; Dinophilidae.